Camelus dromedarius (Arabian camel) is the source of this 5406-nucleotide messenger RNA. It is a transcript of the gene KCNB2, whose product is annotated as potassium voltage-gated channel subfamily B member 2. Gene Ontology annotation, molecular function: delayed rectifier potassium channel activity; protein binding. The coding region runs from base 573 to 3311 and encodes 912 amino acids. Gene Ontology annotation, biological process: potassium ion transmembrane transport; protein homooligomerization. Lineage: Eukaryota; Metazoa; Chordata; Mammalia; Artiodactyla; Camelidae. Gene Ontology annotation, cellular component: dendrite; neuronal cell body; membrane. The record is from RefSeq and is a predicted model, not a curated record. The transcript has 3 exons.
CCGAGCGAGCGGCAACUCCCCGGCUGGCGCGGCUCGCCUUCCCGGCUCCUUCCGCACGGCGAGCUCAGCCCCGCUUGAUUUUUCCUUUUCUAUCCCAGCCCUCUCCGGUCUGGGCGGCGGCGGCGGCAGGGGGAUGGGGGACAGCGAGGGGAAGGGGGUGAACAUCGAUGAAGAUUAUUGUUCUUUUUAAGGAUGCCUUAGCUUCCUCCCGCCGCCUCUUUUUUUGAGCCUUCCUACUAGAGACCGUGAACCAGAGUCAGGGAUGUGAAGAGAGGGGAGGGGGAAACGCCAGGAGCUCCAGCCAGCCGGGGAGACCCUCCUCUCCGUGGAGGGGAGGGGGAUUUCCAGCGACAGAUCAUUGACGAAGGGGACCAUCGCGGGGAGAGGAGCCCCGGAGGGAGCGGGGAAUCCCACAGCCCUUUGUGGCGCCCGAGCCCGUGCUGCCUGCUGAGCGGGGUCUGUGGGAGCUAGGUGUGUCCGUGGAAAUGCCGGCCACAGAGGGAUAUUGCUUGAGUUGACCUGGCGACCCCUUCCUUUGAGGACCCGGGCUCUGUGGCUCUGUUUGGUCCAAAAUGGCCGAGAAGGCCCCCCCUGGCUUAAACAGGAAGACUUCAAGGUCGACGCUUUCUCUGCCACCAGAACCCGUGGACAUUAUUAGGAGCAAAACGUGCUCCCGGAGGGUGAAAAUCAACGUGGGGGGCCUCAACCACGAGGUCCUGUGGCGAACGUUGGACCGGCUGCCCAGGACCCGCCUGGGGAAGCUCCGGGACUGUAACACGCACGAGAGCCUCCUGGAGGUGUGCGAUGACUACAAUCUGAGCGAGAACGAGUAUUUCUUUGAUCGGCAUCCCGGAGCCUUCACCUCCAUUUUAAACUUCUACCGGACAGGGAAGCUCCACAUGAUGGAAGAAAUGUGCGCGCUGUCUUUCGGCCAAGAGCUUGAUUACUGGGGGAUUGAUGAGAUCUACUUAGAGUCCUGCUGCCAAGCCAGGUAUCAUCAAAAGAAAGAGCAGAUGAACGAAGAGCUGCGGCGCGAGGCAGAGACCAUGCGGGAGCGGGAGGGAGAAGAGUUCGAUAACACCUGCUGCCCCGAGAAGAGGAAGAAGCUCUGGGACCUGCUGGAGAAACCCAACUCGUCCGUGGCUGCAAAGAUCUUGGCCAUCGUGUCCAUCCUGUUCAUCGUACUCUCCACCAUCGCACUGUCUCUCAACACGCUCCCGGAGCUGCAGGAGAUGGAUGAGUUCGGACAGCCCAACGACAACCCCCAGUUAGCACACGUGGAGGCCGUGUGCAUCGCCUGGUUUACCAUGGAGUACCUUUUACGGUUCCUGUCCUCACCAAAUAAAUGGAAGUUCUUUAAAGGCCCGCUGAACGUCAUCGACUUGCUGGCCAUCCUACCGUACUACGUCACCAUUUUCCUCACCGAGUCCAACAAGAGCGUCCUGCAGUUCCAGAAUGUGAGGCGCGUGGUUCAGAUCUUCCGAAUCAUGCGGAUCCUCCGGAUCCUGAAACUCGCCAGACAUUCGACAGGCCUGCAGUCUCUGGGUUUCACUCUCAGGCGGAGUUACAAUGAAUUGGGUUUGUUGAUAUUGUUUCUGGCCAUGGGGAUAAUGAUAUUUUCCAGCCUGGUAUUUUUUGCUGAGAAGGACGAAGAUGCUACCAAGUUCACCAGUAUCCCGGCCUCCUUUUGGUGGGCCACCAUCACCAUGACCACAGUAGGCUACGGUGACAUCUACCCAAAAACGUUACUAGGGAAGAUCGUGGGAGGCCUCUGCUGUAUUGCCGGGGUUCUGGUGAUCGCCCUUCCCAUCCCAAUCAUCGUGAACAAUUUUUCUGAGUUUUACAAGGAGCAGAAACGCCAGGAGAAGGCCAUUAAAAGGCGAGAGGCUCUUGAGCGGGCCAAAAGGAAUGGAAGCAUCGUGUCUAUGAACUUAAAAGAUGCCUUUGCUCGAAGUAUGGAACUGAUAGACGUGGCUGUGGAGAAGACAGGAGAGUCGGCCAACACCAAGGACUCCACAGAUGAUAAUCACCUCUCUCCGAGCCGGUGGAAGUGGGCCAGGAAGGCUCUGUCGGAAACAAGCUCCAACAAGUCUUACGAGAAUAAGUACCAGGAGGUUAGCCAAAAAGACUCCCACGAGCAGCUGAACAACACUUCCUCCUCCAGCCCACAGCAUCUGAGUGCCCAGAAACUGGAGAUGCUGUACAAUGAAAUCACCAAGACCCAGCCUCACUCUCACCCAAACCUAGACUGCCAGGAGCAGCCCAAGAGGCCGUUGGCGUAUGAAGAAGAGAUAGAGAUGGAGGAGGUGGUCUGCCCACAGGAGCAGCUGGCCGUGGCGCAGACCGAGGUCAUCGUGGACAUGAAGAGCACCUCCAGCAUCGACAGUUUCACCAGCUGUGCCACCGACUUCACAGAGACAGAGAGGUCGCCCCUGCCGCCACCCUCCGCAUCUCACCUGCAGAUGAAGUUCCCACCUGACCUCACAGGGAUAGAGGAGCACCCCAGAGCCAGGGGCCCCCCAUUCCUAACACUAACCAGAGAGAAGGGGCCGGCGGUUAGGGAGGCCACCUCAGACUACGCUCCGAUCGAUGUAACUGUGAACCUCAAUGCUGGCAGUUCCCAAAGUGGGCUCCCUGGCCCCUUGCAGUCUGACAGUGCCUCUGAGAGCCCAAAGAGCUCGCUGAAAGGCAGCAACCCGCUCAAGUCCCGAUCGCUCAAGGUGAACUUCAAGGACAACAGAGGCGGUGCCCCGCAGACCCCACCCAGCACAGCCAGGCCACUGCCGGUCACCACGGCUGACUUUCCACUCAGCACCCCUCAGCUCAUCAGCACCAUCCUCUUAGAAGAAACACCCUCCCAGGGAGACAGACCCUUGCUGGGCGCUGAGGUUCCGGCACAUUGUCAGGGACCCUCCAAAGGGCUGACACCUCGGUUUCCCAAACAGAAGCUCUUUCUUUUCUCGACACGAGAGAGGAGGAGCUUCACGGAAAUAGACACUGGUGAAGACGACGACUUCUUAGAGCUCCAGGGGACCACGAGGCAGGACAAGCAGGCAGACUCCAGCCCAAAUUGCUUUGCAGAUAAGCCUAGUGAUGGAAGAGACCCUUUAAGAGAAGAGACCUCUGUGGGCUCUUCCUCUCCAAAGGACACAAGUCACAACUGUAGGCAAGACAUUUACCAGGCUGUGGCAGAAGUAAAAAAGGACAACAGUCAAGAAGGGUGCAAGAUGGAAAACCACUUGUUUGCCCCAGAAAUUCAUUCCAACCCGGGAGACACAGGUUACUGUCCCACACGUGAAACCAGCAUGUGACUAGUUACAAAAGCAAUAAAAAAAAAAAAAAACUUGUUUCUUAAAAAUGCGGUUAAUAAUACCUGUGAACUAAAACGUGGGAAGCCCCUCCUUCCCAAAAAAAGUGCAUAAAAUGUUAUUUUUGCAUGGCAUGAACAGUUUAGUUUAAGUACUGUUUAAAUAAAGAAUCAAGACUGCAUUUUGUAACAAACAAACAAAAAUGACUGAAGAAUAGUGAACAAAUAAAGAAAGCUCUAUUAGGAACCAGUAUUCUGCAAUGUCUGACAUUUUUGAUCCUUUCAUUUCAGAUUGUAGACAGAGUUUCAACUUUGAGCUUUUCUGUUACCAUGAAUUUUAGAAUUCGCACAUGAAAGGAUGAAAUGUCAUUGCAUGCAUUCACAAUUGGGAGGCGCAAGGUGCUUUGAGCUUGCAAAAUGCAUAACUUUGUAAAUAACGGGGCCUGGGAUGCAAAAGUGUCAAGAACGUAUGGAAACAAGUUUCUGAGACACAGGCACUUCCUUCACAGCUACUGCCUGGAGGAGCUGUACAGACUUCUUGUUGCACAAUUGCAACCUCUUCUUAAACCAUCUCACAUAUCUUGCUUUGGGUUAUAAAGCUCUUACAAGUACAUUUGUUAAAAGGAAUACAGUAUUUUUAUUGACUUGUGAUAUAACUCAUAGGGUGCAUUUUUCUUUUUUGCUUCUGCUUAGUUGUGGCAUUUGUGGUUUUAUUUCUAAAUCAUGAAAAUAGGCAAGAUGUAAUGACCAGAUAUCCAAAAAUUUGGAAUUGAAGCUUGAAAUUUUGCCCGUCAAUUAUAUCAAUAAUUUCAUGGGGGAAAAAAGUGUAUAACAUGCCACAGUCUGUUACAGAAAUUUAGUUUUUUAAAACCUGAGCAUAUUUAAAAGCUUAUACAUCUAAACUUUUUUUAAUGGCACUCCACAUAUGGAAAUCACUUCUUAAAAAAAAAUGUACAUUGGUCAUCUAAAGAUGACUGUAUUUUCCACUUGUAUCCAACAUAACCUUUUCUGUCUAUAGAUCUAAAGAUAGAAUGUAGAUAUGCCAAAAUGGGAAUUCCAAAAAGUUUGACUUUUGGCAAACUAAAAGCAGAGCUAUUUAAGUGAGACUGACACCUAACUCUCCAUAGAUAGAGCUGGGUUCGGAAAUGAGUUAACAUAAAAAGAACCCUGACUUGGGGGGAGGGUAUAGCUCAGGGGUAGAGCACGUGCUUAGCAUUGCAAGAGGUCCUGGGUUCAAUUCCCUAGUACCAAUUCAAUUUACAUAAAUAAACCUAAUUACCUCUCCCCCACCCCCGCCCCACCCAACACCAAAAAAAGAACCCUGACCUGAUAAUGGGUCCCCCAGUGGGGGAAGGAACACUGCCACGUGGAGAGGGCCACCAAUGUCAGUAGCACCAUCAGUAAUGGCAGUCACUGCAGCAUCUAAAAUGCCCCCUCACCUUUCCAAGGCCCCCAGGAGGUGGUCAGGAUUACCCUUGUUGAAAGCAAUACUUCUAGCAUUUUCCACUGAGAACAGUAAAAUCCAGAGGAGUUAGGGUACUUGCUGGCGGUUGCCCUGGCAGUGAAAACUCUUCUAAAACCCAGGUCAUUUGGAUCCACUUCGCCUCACAGGAAAUCAAGGGUCAGACUCAGAUAUGCAACUGCCUGAUGUGUGAUCCUGGAUGAGCCUUGAAAACCUAUCUUUGUCUCAGUUUUACCCCAAUAAAAGCCAAGACAAAUUAUUUAUCAGCUACCUUAUGACUUCAAACUAAUAUGAUUCAUGGGAACGUCCAAGUUUUGUCUCCUCAGAAUGCAUUUUGUAUGUAGGUGUGGGUGUGUGGGUAGGUGUGGGUGUAUAGUUCAGGGUAAUAGGAAAGUUCUGGGCCAAAUUUAAAGCACAACCUUUUGUUUAUGGAGAAAAAAAUCUAACUUUUAUUCUAUUUUUAAAAGAAAAAAACACACUGGAAAAAGACAACCCAAAUAUUUAGACUCUAACUUAAGGCUCUAAGGAAUAACAUGUCUUUAUUAACAAAAUCUGGUCAUUAUAUCUCAGAUAAGAAAACAAGUUUUGAUCUUAGUUGAAAUCCACGCAACUCUACUGCUAAAAAUAAUCUUAAACA